UUUUUAGAUCAUUUAUUUUAUACAGAUAUUAAUAUUUUAGCUAUUUUUCUCUUCAGAGAAGCCUGCUUUGGUGGAGGCUUCAAGACUGGAAGCUCUUUUUUAGAUAUUGAAGCUUUUGGCAGAAACUCUGGCUCUAGCUCUGGCUCUGGCUCUGGUUCUAGCUCUGGCUCUGGCUCUGACUCUACUUUUAAUUAA
Molecule: messenger RNA, 195 nt
Organism: Aspergillus niger
Lineage: Eukaryota; Fungi; Ascomycota; Eurotiomycetes; Eurotiales; Aspergillaceae
Exons: 2
Source: RefSeq, a predicted model, not a curated record